Arabidopsis arenosa is the source of this 1081-nucleotide messenger RNA. Lineage: Eukaryota; Viridiplantae; Streptophyta; Magnoliopsida; Brassicales; Brassicaceae. The record is from the annotation of a GenBank genome assembly.
AACCUGGGGGUAAAAGCGUAUUUUUCUAACCAAAUUUAAAGUUUCUUUAUGAGUAAAAUUCCCAAACCCAACUUGUUCUUGCUGAAGCAGUUCUUUGGCUACGCUUAAUUCAUUUUCUGGUGGAGGGUUCUGGAGUCGUUUCAAAAGCCUAAGUUUCAAUUCAUGGAUGAUAGUACUCCUAAGAAGCUAAACAUAUUACCUGACCACUUUAGUGCUCCUAGUUCCACAGCAGAAUCUUCUCAGGACGAUACUCCAUCAUUUUCGCAGACAAAGGACGAUAUUUCUCUGAGGUCUCAUAGUCAGUCACGGACUCGUAGAAACUUGAAAAGAGCAGCAACUAUGUUGAAUUUGUUCACUCUUCGCCGUCUUCCUUGGGUUUCAGAUGGUCAAGAGAAGGUAGAGCUGUCAGCAGCCGAGUUAGAAUCACUUAGAUCAGAGCUUUCUGAUUUGGAAGAAAGAGAAGCUUACCUCAAAGCCCAGUUGGAACAUGUGGAUGAAGUCUUGCGCUCUGCCCGUUUAUCUGGUUAUUUGUUUAUCCGAAGUCGUUGGGCAGCUCUUCCGGGUGAAGAACCGCCAAUAGACGAUACAGAAGUAGACGACUGGCUUCCUCGGUUUGUCGUCCUUCAAGGCCCUUGUCUUUUCUUCUAUUUAUUGUCAACAGACUUGAGCCCGCAAGAUUCGACAUUGCUAGCAGAUAUUGUUGAAGUUGGUUCGUUACCAAGCUACACGAGAGAAUUCGAUGAAACCCAUUAUUGCUUUUACAUCUUAACCCGUCAAGGUCUAAGAUUUGAGUGCUCAAGCACCUCUAAAACACAGGUUGAUUCGUGGUUGUCGGUAUUGCGCCUUGAUUGCAAGUCUGAACCAGAAGAAAGGUUACCAAACGGAUCAAGCCAAGCGCCACAAUAAUUGAAGAUUGGUCACUGCACUGUAUAGUUUUCAUUUUUAUGUAUAUAAAAUGCUUCUUUUAGAUGUAGCAGAAUUCACGUCAAUGAAAGGUUCUUUUACUGAACUGGUGAUUACAAUAUUUUUGGUUUACUUCUUUUAGCUGCUAAAGACAUUGGAAUAUAUUCGUUACUUGAAU